Molecule: messenger RNA, 879 nt
Organism: Musca vetustissima
Lineage: Eukaryota; Metazoa; Arthropoda; Insecta; Diptera; Muscidae
Product: retinal homeobox protein Rx2
Exons: 3
Coding region: 7-879 (290 amino acids)
Biological process (GO): regulation of transcription by RNA polymerase II
Molecular function (GO): RNA polymerase II transcription regulatory region sequence-specific DNA binding; DNA-binding transcription factor activity, RNA polymerase II-specific
Source: RefSeq, a predicted model, not a curated record
UUUACUAUGGCUGGACCAUUUCUAUCACCUUUACCUGGUGAUCUUUUAACGGAAUAUAUGUUCGGACGUCGUCGCCAACGCCGUAAUCGUACAACAUUUACGCCACAACAAUUACAAGAAUUGGAGGCGUUAUUUCAAAAGACCCACUAUCCGGAUGUAUUUUUACGUGAAGAAGUCGCUUUGCGUAUUAGUUUAAGUGAAGCUCGUGUUCAGGUAUGGUUUCAAAAUCGUCGAGCCAAAUGGCGAAAACAGGCACGUUUACAGCUACUACAAGAUGCUUGGCGAAUGAGAUGUCUAAGCUUAGGACAGCCACCGGUUAUGGGGCAAGGCGGUGGUCCAAUACCAAAUGGCGCCUCACUAAAUGGUCCCAUGCCACCCGGUAUGGAUGCGGCACCAGAAAACCUUUCCAACACUUCAAUACCCAAAGACGCCAACAAUGGGUCAAUGGGUAAUGGAUCACCACCACAACACAAUAAUAUGACAAUGAUGCAUCCGGCUGAAAGUGGGCAAAAUAAAUCGAACACAGGUGGUGCUGCUACUGGAGGAAAUGAGAAAACCUAUACCGAACUUAAACUUUACAAAGAUCAUCACCUGCAAAAUCAACAUUUAACACAGGCACUACAUGCACACAUGCAACAUGAUCCACGAUUAAUGGCUGCUCUCGAUCACAAUUCGGAUGAUGGUUCAGAUGGGUCGGAUUCGGAAGAAAUUGAUUUGACAUCCGGAUCAUGUAUAGAUUUUUCAAAUAAACAUCAAAAUGUUGUUAUUGGCAGUACAACAGCGCAGGGGACAAGUCCUACAGGACAGACACCGCAACAGCAGCAGCAACAACAGCAAUUACAACAACCACAUUUGGUAUCGAGCAAUGGGGUACAUUGA